This is a messenger RNA of Salvia splendens (bonfire salvia), 1741 nucleotides long. Its product is annotated as 1-aminocyclopropane-1-carboxylate oxidase homolog 1. Bases 230 to 1414 code for a protein of 394 amino acids. The record is from RefSeq and is a predicted model, not a curated record. Lineage: Eukaryota; Viridiplantae; Streptophyta; Magnoliopsida; Lamiales; Lamiaceae. The transcript has 3 exons.
GCCACCAGAGGUCACAUCAAUGUUCACAUCCUUUAUUUUGCUUCGACCCUAUUUGUGUGUGAAAGAAUUGAAACUUUUUUGUGGAUAAUUCAAAACCAAUAAACAAAGAUUUGUAGAAAAAUCCAUGUAGUGAUCCAUAUUCAGCCAGCGGAGUCAAGUGCCAACCAUCAAUCCAUUAAAAUAAGUGUGCAGCUGCUUUCCACCAAAAAUCCUACUUUCGCCGGAAAAAAUGGUAGUUUCAAGCAGCAAGGAUGCAAAAUCCGAUCGGAAGAGCGAGUUGCAGGCCUUCGACGACACGAAAGCCGGCGUGAAAGGACUAGUCGAUGCCGGAAUCACCAAGCUGCCCACAAUCUUCCUCCAUCCGCCGCAAAAUUUGAAGGAUAUCGGGACCCCGACCGGAACUCACUUCGAUUUUCCGGUGAUAGAUCUCGAGAGCUUCGACAAGGAUCCGAGCAUACGCCGGAAAGUCGUGGACGGGAUUCGAGAAGCGGCGGAGACGUGGGGUUUCUUCCAAGUCGUGAAUCAUGGGAUUCCGGUAGCAGUUUUGGAUGAUAUGUUGGACGGAGUUGGUGGAUUCAUGGAGCAAGAUACGGAUAUGAAGAAGCAAUAUUACACCAGAGACCCCUCCAACAAGUUUCGGUUUAAUAGUAAUUUCGAUCUGUUUAGUGCUCCGGCGACUAAUUGGAGGGACUCUUUUUACUGUGCUCUUGCUCCUAAUCCUCCACAGCCUCAACACCUGCCUCAAAUUUGCAGGGAAAUCAUGAUGGAGUACUCUAAGCAAGUGAUGGGAUUAGGGAGGAGUUUGUUUGAGUUGCUGUCUGAAGGUCUUGGACUCAGCACAAAUCAUCUCCUACAAAUGGAGUGUGCACACUCACUUUUCAUGGUCUGCCAUUACUACCCCUCGUGCCCAGAGCCUGAGCUCACAUUAGGCGCGACGAGACACUCAGACAAUGACUUUGCAACCGUGCUUCUGCAGGACAACCUUGGAGGGCUCCAAGUGGUGCAUCAGAACCAGUGGGUGGAUGUUCCUCCUCUCCGAGGAGCCUUAGUCGUCAACAUUGGAGAUCUUCUUCAACUGGUAACAAAUGAUAAGUACAAAAGCGUGGAGCACAGGGUGGUGUCGAGCAAGGCUGGCCCGAGGAUAUCAGUUGCCAGCUUCUUUGGGAGGGAUUCGGGACCAAGCUCGAUCGUUCAUGCCCCAAUCAAGGAGCUGUUGUCGGAGACAAACCCUCCCAAGUACCGCGCCACAACGUCCGAAGAGUAUAGUGACUACUUUUGCAAGAAGGGCCUUGAUGGCACUUCUGCUUUACUUCACUUCCAACCAAAGGUUAGCCUUUUGGAGUUGAAAUGUAACACAGCCUUCAUCUAUAGCUUCAUUUCUCCUAUAUUUGUAAUCAACAUUUGUAAUAACUAAAACUACCUUGAAUUAUCAAUAUAAAUAUAUGCAUUGAUAAUUUAGGUUCAAAGUUGUAAAGAAAGCCACAGACAGUCAUAGUAAUAAUAAGAGAGAUUAUUUGGAUGAAAUCAAAGGGCUAAUUGAGCUUAAAAUAGGACAACAAUGGGGUGUUAGCCUCCAUUCCCUUUGCAUAUCUACAAGCUAUAAUCUCUUCCCCUUUGGCCUCCCUAUAAACAGGUGGAUUCUCUUCCGACAGCAGCUCCUUAAUCGGACCAUAAACCUUCAGUUGAGUGCAAAAUAUGGGUUUGUGUAAACUAUUUCAUCAACUUAUCUUACAUUCCAUCA